CUCGAGUCAUCUUCCAAUAAGAACAGUCGUGUAUUGUGUAAAGAAAAACUAAUGUAAUAAUCCAGGUAUGGGAAGUUUAUUAGACAGACUGCGCUCGGGCGGGGAUCCUGAACCAGACUUACCAAAUCCGGAAACAGGGCUCUCUAAGCACGACGUGCACAACAUCAAACGCACCUGGGCAACGCUCCAAGCGGACGGGGAGACACACGGGAUGCAAAUGUUUCUGAGGUUGUUCCGGAUGAACCCAGACACACGGACAUACUUCACGACGAUAAAAGACAUGGACGAGGGUCAGAUAAAGAGCAGCUAUAAAUUCAAAGCGCACGUGGUCACAGUACUGUCGUUUUUCAACGCAGUAGUUUGUAACCUGGAUCAGCCUGCAGUGGUUGAAGUUCUGAUGACCAAGAUGGGGGAGACGCAUCGCCAACGCAAAGUAGACGCUAAGCAUUUUGAUGAAAUAAAGACAAUUCUGAUGGAAAUACUGAAGAAAGAUGUGGCCGUGGGAGACGACGCUGCAAGAUCCUGGGAACGUUUCAUAAAUUACAUGUACCAACAUUCAUUAAGCAAAAAAGUGGAUACUAAGGUUUAAAGUAGUUUUUAUUUUAUUGCAUACAUUUUUAAAAUAACCUAUCGCCUGUUGUUCUUUAUUAUCAAACUAAUUAUAUUUUUCCUAACACGUAAGAUUAAAUAAUUCUCAAAUGCCAA
Chilo suppressalis (striped riceborer) is the source of this 705-nucleotide messenger RNA. NCBI's taxonomy places the organism in Eukaryota, Metazoa, Arthropoda, Insecta, Lepidoptera, Crambidae. The record is from the annotation of a GenBank genome assembly.